Molecule: messenger RNA, 567 nt
Organism: Fimicolochytrium jonesii
Lineage: Eukaryota; Fungi; Chytridiomycota; Chytridiomycetes; Spizellomycetales; Powellomycetaceae
Product: HD domain-containing protein
Exons: 4
Coding region: 1-567 (188 amino acids)
Cellular component (GO): cytoplasm
Molecular function (GO): 5'-deoxynucleotidase activity
Source: RefSeq, a predicted model, not a curated record
AUGUCUACCCCGGCGGGAGUUCUGCGUUUCCUUCACGUCAUUGAGAACCUGAAGCGGACCAAACGGACAGGAUGGGUGGACAACAAAAUUGGCGACGCAGAGUCCAUAAGCGACCAUAUGCAUAGGAUGGGUGUCCUGGCACUCUUGAUAAACGAUAAGUCGCUUGACCGAACGAAAUGCAUCAAGAUGGCGAUAGUGCACGAUCUUGCGGAAUCGAUAGCAGGGGACAUAACGCCACACAGCGGCGUAAGCAAAGAGGAGAAAUUCAGGCUGGAGAAGGAGGGCAUGGACGAGGUAGUUAGGCACCUGGAUUCAUCACCGGAAGCCUUGGAGAUUAGAAGCUUGUGGACAGAGUAUGAAGAGGCGACAACAGAGGAGGCACUAUAUGUGAAAGACCUGGACAAGUUUGAGAUGAUUGUUCAGGCCUUCGAAUACGAGAAGCGGCAUAACAUGAAGCUGGAUACGUUCUACGCUUCUACAGAAGGGAAGUUCCGUCACCCAACAGUACGGAAGUGGGUAGAAGAACUGUAUAGAGAACGAGAACAGCUUCAUGCAGAUCUCAAAUAG